AGUUUUAGGAUAUUCCUUUGGCCAUGAGGGGGUCUAUUCAGUCAGCCCUUGGAGGAGGGGGUGAGCCUUAAAAUUUUAUUUUAGUUCACAGCCCUCACAUGGGUUGACCUGGCAGCUUAUUUCUGUCUUCAGUUUGGUGUCACAGGAUUUAAGCUGUGGUUUGUAAGCUCCCUUGAUUUGAGAGAAGGGCCUGCUAUAUGACAGUCCCCCAAACUUCGAGGGACUUUUUGCAAAACAAAACCCCAGCAUGGAUUUGGCUCUGCCAAACAGAUACGCAACUCAGGGGCUGUUUUCCCACCCCACAGAUACUUAUUAAGCACCUGUUGUAGUGGAAUGACUCUGUGUGGUGUAGGUAGCAGAGCACUGGGCUAAAAGCCAGGAGCUGCAGAAUCAGUUUCUAGGUCUGCACUGCCUUCCCUGUGAUCUCAGACAAGUCCUGCUGCCUCUGUACACUCAUUUUCCACAUUAACAUGUAAGGGACUAAACAGGAUCAGUGAUUUUCAACGUUUUAAUUUUUUAGCACUGACACCCAUUUCUCAAAUAUCUCUCUGAACUCUAAUAUUCAAAAAUAGAUCAAAGUGGAACUGCUCCCCCACUUCUCUUUCGCUUCCUGCCUCUCCCAGACUCCUGGGGUGAAAUUUGUCCAGCCAGGCCCCUAGGGCAGCCCUGCUGCUUUGCCUCUGAUAAGCAGAAGGCAGUUGUUCCCUGGCCUCAGUGGAAUGCAGUUUUGGAUUCUAGAAGCCAGAGACCUGCUACAGAGGUAGUUCUCUGAAAGUAAAUCAGAGAUAUGUAGACCCGGUUUCAAAAUCUGGCUUGACUCCAGAAUGACACUGAGCAAAGUCACUUAACCUCUCAGAGCCUUCAUUUCCUUAUCACUACAAGUUAAGACAGUUCUUGCAAUUAAAUGAGAUAAUAUAAAGUACUUAGUCUGGUGCCCAGCAUGUAACUAAUACACUCAGUAUGUUUUUCUGUUGUUUCUUCCAUCACUCCAGCGACCAAAGCAGAGACAGUAUGGGCUGAGAGACUCCCACUGAAUCAAGUGUUUAUCAUUAUUAUGGGUUUAUCAUUAUAUGAUCAUUUGAUAUGUAUGGCAUGUCAAACCCUGCAUUGGGAGUCUAGAACAAAUUCAAAUUCUGGCUCAGUCACUGGCUGUGCAGUCUUGGGCAGCUGACUUAACCUCUCUGAGCUGGGUUAACUCCUGGCAGACAUGAGAGCAAAAUCUUAAACAAAAUGGGCCGUCAGGGCCUCAGAUCUGCUGAAUGAUUGCUCAUUUGGGGGUUGAGACAUCUUUGGGGAGGCCUGGCCUGCCCCUGUGUUAAGAGAUGAGGCUGGGCCACCCAGGGUGUGGUGGUAGGGCAGGUCCCUAUGUGGGUCCUGAUAACUCCAACCCUGCCAAGGAGGAAGACCAGAUAAAAUGGGUCCCUGAGCUGGUUGGGGGUGUGGGCCAAAGGGGCCUAAGAGACCGGAGAAAGGCAGCACCAGCAUGUCAGAGGAUCUGCCACCUGGAAGCUGACACAGCAGGGUUCUUGUCCUGCUGUUUUACCUUCUUACUCGCUGUGUGGCCUUGGACUGAGCACACAGCAGACGUCCAGGAGCCCUUGAAUCCAGCCAGCUGACUGCCCCGUGCCUGCACCGGCCCACACCAUGCAGCCCCAGUCUGUCCUGCACAGUGGCUACUUCCACCCUCUGCUUCGGACCUGGCAGACAGCCGCCGCCACCCUCGACGCCUCCAACCUCAUCUACCCCAUCUUUGUCACGGAUGUUCCUGAUGAUGUACAGCCAAUCGCCAGCCUCCCAGGAGUGGCCAGGUAUGGUGUGAACCGGCUAGAAGAGAUGCUGAGUCCCCUGGUGGAAGAGGGCCUGUGCUGCGUCCUGGUCUUUGGCGUCCCCAGCAAGGUCCCCAAGGAUGAGCGGGGCUCUGCAGCUGACUCCGAGGAAUCCCCAACUAUUGAGGCGGUCCGACUGUUGAGGAAGACCUUCCCCAGCCUCCUGGUGGCAUGUGACGUCUGCCUGUGCCCCUACACCUCCCAUGGUCACUGCGGGCUCCUGAGUGAAAAUGGAGCAUUCCUGGCCAAGGAGAGCUGCCAGCGGCUGGCAGAGGUGGCCGUGGCCUAUGCCAAGGCAGGAUGUCAGGUGGUAGCCCCGUCGGACAUGAUGGAUGGACGCGUGGGAGCCAUCAAGGAGGCCCUGAUGGCACACGGACUUGGCAACAGGGUAUCGGUGAUGAGCUAUAGUGCCAAAUUUGCUUCCUGUUUCUAUGGACCUUUCCGGGAUGCGGCUCAGUCAAGCCCAGCCUUUGGAGACCGCCGUUGCUACCAGCUGCCCCCAGGGGCACGAGGCCUGGCCCUCCGAGCGGUGGACCGGGAUGUGCGGGAAGGAGCUGACAUGCUCAUGGUGAAGCCGGGAAUGCCCUACCUGGACAUCGUACGGGAGGUGAAGGCCAAGCACCCUGAGCUCCCUCUCGCUGUAUACCACGUCUCUGGAGAGUUUGCCAUGCUGUGGCACGGGGCCCGGGCCGGGGCAUUUGAUCUCAAGGCUGCUGUCCUGGAGGCCAUGACUGCCUUCCGCAGAGCAGGUGCCGACAUCGUCAUCACCUACUACACGCCUCAGCUGCUGCAGUGGCUGAAGGAGAAGUGAUGCAGAGAGUGCAAACACCCAAGGACUAGAGCUUUAAAAAGUUCCCAGGGCCUCCGAGAAGUGAAAACCAAAGUAAACGCUGCUUUUAGAACUGUG
This is a messenger RNA of Microcebus murinus (gray mouse lemur), 2733 nucleotides long. It is a transcript of the gene ALAD, whose product is annotated as aminolevulinate dehydratase. Lineage: Eukaryota; Metazoa; Chordata; Mammalia; Primates; Cheirogaleidae. Gene Ontology annotation, molecular function: porphobilinogen synthase activity; zinc ion binding. Gene Ontology annotation, cellular component: cytosol. Gene Ontology annotation, biological process: heme biosynthetic process. The record is from RefSeq and is a predicted model, not a curated record.